Molecule: messenger RNA, 1755 nt
Organism: Colletotrichum tamarilloi
Lineage: Eukaryota; Fungi; Ascomycota; Sordariomycetes; Glomerellales; Glomerellaceae
Product: DEAD/DEAH box helicase
Exons: 1
Coding region: 1-1755 (584 amino acids)
Cellular component (GO): mitochondrion
Molecular function (GO): ATP binding; nucleic acid binding
Source: RefSeq, a predicted model, not a curated record
AUGGAUCGCAGAGGAAGAGGCUCGAACCAGAAGCGCGGUCCCCGACGCGACCGCCGCGAUGCGCCGUACAACGAGUCUCCCAGAUCGGGCCAGCCCGCGUCGGCCCCGGUAGCAUCAGCAACAGCAGCCGCCCAAGCAACGGCGCCGCCUCUCACCGAGCCUGUCCCCCAAGAUACACCGAGAUUCGCCGAUAUGGUCGGCGUUGACCAGUCUCUGGUUCAGGCCAUCACCCAAGAUCUCAAGUUCAACCACAUGAUGCCCGUUCAGGCCGCUACCCUGGGCGAGCUCCUCCCUCCGAAGCGCGGCGAUUGCCUCGUCCAGGCGAAGACCGGCACGGGCAAGACGAUCGCCUUCCUCCUCCCCGCCAUUCAGACCCUCAUCACGAACAACCGCGGCCGCGGCGCCGGAAUCUCUCUGCUCGUCAUCUCCCCGACCCGCGAGCUUGCCAUGCAGAUCGCCAAGGAGGCCGAGGCCCUCCUCCAGCGCCUCAAGCAGUACCGCGUAUGCAUCGCCAUCGGUGGCACCAACAAGGACCGCGAGGAGAAGCAGAUUCUCAACGGCUGUGAUAUCCUCAUCGCCACCCCCGGUCGUCUCAUCGAUCACAUGUCCAACGAGUACAUCAAGGACGCCUUCCGCCACCUCGACACUCUCGUCCUCGACGAAGCCGACCGCCUCCUCGAUAUGGGUUUCAUGCCCGCCCUCAAGGACAUUGUCCGCGCUCUUCCCGAUAAGACAAAGACCAACCGCCAGGGCAUGCUCUUCUCCGCCACCAUUGCCUCCCACGUCGAGCAGGUUGCUGGCCUCGUCCUCUCCCAGGGCUACAAGUUCAUUUCGACCAUCCCGGCUGGCGAGGCAAACACUCACGAGCGCGUGCCCCAGCACCUCAUUAAAGUGCCCAACUUCGCUGCCGUUGCGCCGGCCAUGGUCGGUGCUAUCCGCGAGGAGGCUGCGCACGUCGGCCCCGAGACUUUCAAGGCCAUCAUCUUCGCCCCAACGGCCGCGCUUGCCGACUUCUACGGCGACGUCCUCAGCAACGUGCCCGGCAUGCCGCCCACCGCCGUUCUGCACUCGCGUAUCUCACAGAGCAAGCGUACAAAGACCACCAACGACUACCGCGACUCCAAGUCAGGCAUUCUCGUUGCCACAGACGUUAUUGCCCGCGGCAUGGAUUUCCCCGGAGUCACAUCCGUGUUCCAAGUCGGCAUUCCCGCCGAUAAGGAGUCCUACAUUCACCGUCUCGGCCGUACCGCCCGCGCGGGUGCAGAGGGCCGGGGCAUCUUCAUUGUUGCCGAGGUCGAGGGGUUCUUUCCGCAAUGGACCCUCAAGGAGAUCACUUUCCAACCCCGUCCCGCCGACCUCUCGUCCGCCGAGGCAGUGUACGAUAUUGCAGAGCAGCGCAUCGACGAGGCGCAAAAGGCCAAGAUCUACCAGGCUUGGCUUGGCUACUACAAGAACUGGAUGAAGCCUCUCAAGUGGGACAAGGAUCAGCUCGUUGCUGAGGGCAACACUUUUGCCCGUGACGCGCUUGCCUGCCCCGAGACGCCCGCGAUCCAGAAGAGCACCAUUGGCAAGAUGGGUCUCCGUGGAACCAGAGGCCUGGUUGUUAUUCCUGACGCGCCCAAGAGCCGUCACGGACACCGCGGCGGCGGCGGCGGUGGUGGCGAAGGCCGUCCCGCUGGCUCUGGCGGCCGUGGAGGUGGUGGUGGAGGCGGUGGUGGUGGCCGCGGCGGUGGAAGACGUGGUGGACGUUUCUAG